AUGUGCAAAGAAGAAGGCAUCAAUAUUGACUUGAAAUUUCAGGACAACUCAAGCAUACUUACUGCUAUUGACUCUCAGGAUGCCAAGUCUGGGCUGGGAAUCUUGCCAUUGCUGGAGGAGCAAUGCAACCUUCAGUCUGGCAGCAACGAGGCCUUCACACAGUCAUGCCACCGGAGGUUUGGGAAGAGUCCGGUGAAAUGCUAUGUGGAGCCCAAGUUGGCUGCCAGAGAGCACUUCGAGAUCCUGCAUUCGUGCUGCCCUGUACGCUAUUGCACCAGUCAUUUUCGGGAGAAGAACAUGGAUGUCAUGCCGUCAGAGGUGUUGCAGGUGCUCAGUACUUGGGAAACAUCCAGAGGGUUGCCGGGAUGUUUCCGGUAUGAUGCUUUUGGCAAACACAUUUUGACAGUAUUUGACAGUUGA
Molecule: messenger RNA, 420 nt
Organism: Cladocopium goreaui
Lineage: Eukaryota; Dinophyceae; Suessiales; Symbiodiniaceae
Source: the annotation of a GenBank genome assembly